Messenger RNA from Python bivittatus (Burmese python), 2597 nucleotides. It is a transcript of the gene F10, whose product is annotated as coagulation factor X. Gene Ontology annotation, biological process: blood coagulation; proteolysis. Gene Ontology annotation, cellular component: extracellular region. NCBI's taxonomy places the organism in Eukaryota, Metazoa, Chordata, Lepidosauria, Squamata, Pythonidae. The record is from RefSeq and is a predicted model, not a curated record. Gene Ontology annotation, molecular function: serine-type endopeptidase activity; calcium ion binding.
AAACACAAACGGAAUGGAGGGCCUGAUAAGGGCUGGAGCAGAACAACAGGAAAUUGUUUGAACCUUGUUCACAGCCAACCCCGAAAGAGAACAAAGUGCUCUUUUUCCACCGAUAGGCACCAUGGCUCACCAAAUACUCCUCUGUCUGAUACUCACUUUUCUGUGGAGUCUCCCAAAGGCUGAAACUCGUGUCUUCUUACAAAGCAAAGUGGCAAACAGAUUUUUGCAAAGAACAAAGCGAGCUAAUUCACUGUUUGAGGAAUUUAAGCCUGGAAAUAUUGAAAGGGAAUGCAUUGAGGAGAGAUGCUCGAGAGAAGAAGCCAGGGAGGCCUUUGAAGAUGACGAGAAAACUGCGAACUUCUGGAAUAUUUAUGUAGAUGGGGAUCAGUGUCGAUCGAACCCCUGCCAUUAUGGUGGGACAUGCAAAGAUGGUAUUGCUAGCUAUACCUGUACAUGCUUGGCUGGCUAUCAAGGGAAAAACUGUGAAUAUCUCAUACAAAAGUCCUGCAGACUGGACAACGGUGACUGUUGGCACUUCUGCAAACUUGAUCAAAAUGAAAUUCAGUGUUCGUGUGCUGAAGGAUACAUUUUGGGAGAUGAUGGGCAGUCUUGUGUUGCUGGAGGUGACUUUUCAUGUGGUAGAAUUAAAAAGCCAAGAAACAAGAGAGAAGCAAGUCCACUCGACUAUCAUACAGAUUUCUCUUAUGGGUAUGAUGGAUUUGACCAAGAUAGUUAUUUUGAAAUUCCUACAAAUUUCUCUAGCACAGUUCCUACUCUGCACUCCCGGAAUGAAACAUUGGUCAAGGAAGUUGAUGAUUCAGGCCGUGAUGUAAGAGUCGUUAAUGGAACAGACUGUGAGUUGGGUCAAUGUCCAUGGCAGGCACUUCUGAUAAAUGAGGAAGGAGAUGGGUUUUGUGGAGGAACAAUUUUGAAUCCCAUGUAUGUGCUUACUGCAGCUCACUGCAUAAACCAAACCAAGCAAAUUAGAGUUCUUGUAGGGGAAGUGGAUACAUCAACAAAAAAUUCAGGACGUCUUCUCCCUGUGGAUAAAAUAUAUGUGCAUCAAAAAUUUGUUCAGGAAACCUAUGACUAUGAUAUAGCCCUCAUCCAGUUGAAGAACCCUCUCCGGUUCUCUGAAAAUGUGAUUCCUGCCUGCCUUCCCACUGCUGAUUUUGCCAAUCAAGUCCUAAUGAAACAAAACCUAGGUAUUGUUAGUGGUUUUGGGCGUACUCAAGAAGGAGGGCGAACCUCCAACACACUUAAAGUCGUUAAGCUUCCUUAUGUGGACAGGCAUAUCUGCAAACUUUCCAGUAAUUUCCCAAUCACUGAAAAUAUGUUCUGUGCUGGCUACAGUACGCUGGCUCAAGAUGCAUGCCAGGGAGACAGUGGGGGCCCUCACGUCACUGCAUACAGAGAUACCCACUUUGUUACUGGGAUAAUCAGCUGGGGGGAAGGAUGUGCAAGGCAAGGCAAAUACGGUGUUUACACAAAAGUGUCCAAAUUCAUCCCUUGGAUAAAGAGAAUAAUACGUCAAAAGCCACAGAGAACAGAGUCGAGCAUUGCUCCGCUCUAAAACUCAUCCAAUGGCAUAUUUCAUGCAGGGAUUUUGCUAAUCGAUAAAGCAUUGGGUUAGAAGAGUGUUGCUCAACCUUGGCAACUUGAAGCUGUGUGGACUUCAAUUCCCAGAAUUCCCCAGCCAGCAUGCUAGCUGAGGAAUUCUGGGAGUUGAAGUCCACACAGCUCCAAGUAGCCAAGGUUGAGCAACACUAGGAUGGGAUGUUCAGUAUACUCAUUUGAUCGUGGAACUCUUCAUUUCAGACACAUUGCCAUUUUUAAAUGCAACAUUAAAGUCCUGUAGCUUGCAAUUUAUUGAGGGCUCUUUUCUCGAGAAUCAACUCCUUCCGGCACUUAGAACGAAUGCUACUAAUUCGUUUCAAGCUUUGUCUCUUGCGUGCUGUAUCUUUAACUGUUUAUAAUGGUAACUAUAAUCCUUCAGGCGAGAGCAAGUAGAAGCCCAACAGUGCUAUUUGGCCCCUUUGUAAUACCACCUCCAGCCACCAGCCCUGUUCCCUUAAGGCAAUCAGUUGGGUUAAUCAGCGUAGUGCACAAUGGGGUAAUGAGCUGAAUUCUCUUCCAAUUUACUUUACCCCCAGGCAGACCCAGAGGCCAAGCAUGCCUGCUGCUGCCUGCCAACUCAACGGAGGAGGGGUGAGGGAUGUCAUCAAAUCUUGCUCUCCUGAUCCAACAGCUCAGGGGAUAGCAGUGAUUUCUUGGAGAAAACGAAUAGCGAGUCUGUAUUCUCCACCCAAAUGGGAAUUCCACCCAGGCACCCACAUUUUGUGUUAUCAGAAUUUCCAGUGACAGGACCUGACUGCGUAGAUUACCGACUGGGUUAAGUGUGUUAUAGGAACAGGGUAAAAGUGAUAUAUUCAGUACACUUCUUUAACAGUACUAUUUUGUCACAAGCAUCAUGCUGGUUUUGUUUUUGUUUUUGUUUUUGUUUUGGUCUGAAAACAUGUUUCAUUGAAAAGUUAAAAGGCUUUUCAGAUUUGUGAUUGAUAAAAUUAAAGAUGUCUGAAAGUUAUAUCUGCCUGUGA